GCUAUUGGAAGGCCGGAGGGGGCGUGGCCAAUAGGUUUACUUUCUUAAUUAAAAGAACCUUUGGCGUUUGUCCGUCUGAUUGCGAGUCUUGUUUGGAGUGCACAUUUUGCCGGCUCAUCUGCAAAUGGCUUUGGUGGCGGCCAUGAAUGACAAUACCGUUCAGCAGCUGGACUUCUCGAGCUGCGGCGAAGACGAGAACAGCGACAGCAGCCUUGAUGACUGGGAGCUGAGGAAGGAGCACUACCUGGAUUCUGCUCCUGAAACCCCACAUGUCCUGCGCCACCAUGCCUACAGUGGGGUUGUUUCGCCUUCAAUCCACAGUUCGCCUCUACACUACGUCACCUGGAGAAAACUGAGGCUCUGCGAUUCACCCAGCACACCUAAAAGUCUGCUCUCCAAGUCAUCCCUGCCCAGUUCUAGCAGCAAACUGUGCAGUGGGCUUCUGCAUUUUCCCAGCUCUGCAGACGCCAUCCCCCAUGCCUACGUGCCUGCCGUCAACGUGAACCCUUUCACCCCCAACACCUUCCGCAAGGGCAGCGAACUCAACAAACGGAAGAUUGGGAGGAGUGAAGACAAUGAAGAUGAAGCUGUCCGCAGCAGAGGGAAAAGGAAUACAGGUUUGUUGGAUGAUGAGGAUUAUAUUCCACCAAAGAGGCAGGCGGUGCAGCCCUCUAUGCUGUCACGGUACGAAACGGAGUUCCUGGAGCUUGGCCGCAUCGGUGUGGGGGAGUUCGGGACAGUCUACAAGUGUGUGAAGAGGCUGGAUGGAUGUCUGUACGCCAUAAAGCGCUUGCGUCGCCCCCUUGCUGGGUCGGCUGACGAGCAGUUGGCUCUGAAGGAGGUGUAUGCCCAUGCCGUGCUGGGUCACCACCCCCACGUGGUCCGAUACUACUCUGCCUGGGCGGAGGACGAUCACAUGAUCAUCCAGAAUGAGUAUUGUGACGGGGGGAGUCUCAGUGAUGCCAUAGCAGAAAAAAAGGUACAUGGGGAGCUGUUUGGUGAGCCUGAGCUGAGAGAUCUCCUGCUGCAGGUGUCCAUGGGGCUCAAAUACAUCCACAGCUCUGGCCUGGUUCAUCUGGACAUCAAGCCCAGUAAUAUCUUCAUUUGCCGACAGCAUGCCUUCAGCGCUGAGGACAACGGAGGAGAGAGUGAAGAGGAUGAUGAUGGGAGUGCCCCAAAGGGCGUGGUUUAUAAAAUUGGUGAUUUGGGUCACGUCACGUCCAGCAGCAAUCCCCAGGUGGAAGAGGGGGACAGCCGUUUCCUGGCAAACGAGGUCCUGCAUGAGCGCUAUGAUCACCUACCCAAAGCGGACAUCUUUGCCUUGGGCCUGACCAUCCUGCUGGCUGCUGGAGCACCCCACCUCCCCCAGAACGGGGAUGAUUGGCACCGUCUGCGCCAGGCCCAGCUACCCCCCCUACCCCAGAAGCUCACCACUGAAUUUCUCAGCCUUCUCAAGGUGCUGCUCGACCCCGAGCCAACCCUGCGUCCGUCUGCAUCUGCGCUGUGCAGACACCCGCUGCUGCGCAGGGAAGGGGCUGGCAAGGUAGCCGCCCAGUUGCGCAAGGAGCUCAGUGUGGAGAAGUUUCGGACUGCCAUGCUGGAGAGGGAACUCCAGGCAGCCCGGCUGGCUUUUCUCUCACCCCAGCAGCAACAGCUGCCCCCAAUGCAGCAGGCCAGGUUGCAGCCCGGUUCGCUGCCCAGGGUGGACCGCAAACUGGUUGGUCGCAGGGUCACCAGGUCCAUGAGCUUCGACUGCCCGGGACAAUACAGCUGAGAGGGGUUCGUGUGGUGUCUCCCUUCCCAACUGCUAAGGCAUCUACUUUUUCAGCAGGCUGGCAUGAAUUAAGAUCCAUCCAGCAAUUAGGUGCUAAUUUUUCUAAUUUUAAGUACCUCUAGAUGUUGUUAAUGCAGCUACACUGGAAUACUGGAUUUGCAGUAUCUUUGCCAUGAUGCAUGAAGGCACCAACUAGUUUCAUUUUUAACAUGCUUUUAUUUUUUACUUAUGUAAAUAAAUGUUUUAUGUGUUUUAUCUGUA
Scleropages formosus (Asian bonytongue) is the source of this 2035-nucleotide messenger RNA. It is a transcript of the gene wee2, whose product is annotated as WEE2 oocyte meiosis inhibiting kinase. NCBI's taxonomy places the organism in Eukaryota, Metazoa, Chordata, Actinopteri, Osteoglossiformes, Osteoglossidae. Bases 125 to 1774 code for a protein of 549 amino acids. Gene Ontology annotation, biological process: protein phosphorylation; regulation of meiosis I; mitotic cell cycle. The record is from RefSeq and is a predicted model, not a curated record. The transcript has 12 exons. Gene Ontology annotation, cellular component: nucleus; cytoplasm. Gene Ontology annotation, molecular function: ATP binding; magnesium ion binding; non-membrane spanning protein tyrosine kinase activity.